AUGACGGAAAUGCGACUAUUUAUCUAUCGCAAUGAAGCAGGCUCCGAGGGCAAGGUGAUGAAUGUCAAGACAAAGGAUAAUAUUGCACGAUUAAAAAAAGGAGCAAGCAAAAAAUCAGGUCUACGUGCCAAGAGGUUAUUUCUUGCCAGUGGUGCGGAGAUCUCCGACGUCAAUGAGCUGCAGAAUAAUGACACACUGUACGUGUCACAGGGUGAACCCUUUUACAAGGCACUAGGGCCUACAUGUCAACACGAGACUUUUCAUAUGUCGGUGUUAGGAUCGGGAGGUGUGGGCAAAAGUGCACUUACGUUACGUUUCGUGAGAGAUUAUUUUGCGAAAGAUUGGGAUCCGACAAUUGAAGAUGCUUAUAGGAAAGCAAUUACAGUCGAUGAAAGACUAUGUAUGCUCGAGAUUCUGGAUACUGCAGGACAGGAUGACUUUGAGUCGUUAAGAGGACAGUGGAUGAUGGACAAGGAUGGGUAUAUUUUUGUAUAUAGUAUGGACUCGCGGAUCUCUCUUCAUGAAUUACAACCGUUCUUUGCUUUACAUCUUCACAUCAACGAGUGCUCUCGUCCAUUGCCACCUAUUAUCCUCGUAGCUAACAAGAAGGACGUGGUUGAUUGUGAUUCUUCGAAAUGUAAAGUGAGUACGGAAGAAGGUCGACGGAUAGCCCACUCGUACAAUGCCCAUUACAUAGAAACGAGUGCAUUGACAGGAGAAAAUGUGAUGGCGGUAUUCGAGACGUUUGUGCGUGAAGUACGUCGGAAAAAAGUGUCCAAGCCAAAGAAGAGCCUGUGUCUCAUUCUAUAG
Molecule: messenger RNA, 810 nt
Organism: Peronospora farinosa
Lineage: Eukaryota; Oomycota; Peronosporomycetes; Peronosporales; Peronosporaceae
Source: the annotation of a GenBank genome assembly